UCUACCGUAUAGGCGCUUUUGCACGCGUUUCGGACCACGCGGGAUCGCUUUGUGUGCCGUGUCAGACGUAGUUUGGAUCCUCGCUCGAGAUUCACAGUGGCUGAUUCGGAUUGGUGACUACAAGUUAACGUUAAUUUAGAAAGUUCCCAUUGAAUAUAUUUUCAUCUUGGAUGCAAACCUGUGUCUUAUUAAGAAAAGAUAAAUUUAUUCUUGGAAACGUCAAGCAAUUAGAGCCGACUGAUACAAAGACAGCCAUAACUGCCUGCAAUGUCAGCGACACGAUUCGUCGAUUUGAUACACACAUUCGACUGGGAACAAACGCAGACAAAACUCGGCUGCGUCACGUUGUCCUUCUUCUACUUCGUGUGCGUGUAUUUCGCAACAAAUGCCAUUUCAUACAUAUUUUUGACAUACAGAAACCUUAAAACCAAAGAAAAGGUCUUCUGGAACUUAGCGGUUGCGCGUGGGAAUUUCGGAUUUUUCGCCAUCGUAAUCGGGCUUUGGGCUUUAUUUGUUGACAACGAAUUGCACAAAGAUGUGGUCUUCGCUACCACACCUAUUAGUCACUUUGCCAUGUGCACUACGACCGGUUUCUUCUUAUUCGAGUGCUUAAUGGUUCUUUGGUCCGACAUCUACUUCAAGCAGUUCAACAUGUUGUUGAAUAUCCACCACUGGGUUUCCCUUAUUGGUUAUUCUAUCGUUCUCACCAACGGAAGCACCCACUACUUGGGCUGUCGGGGACUGUUAUUAGAAAUGUCCACGCCUUUCAGCUGCCUCUGCUGGACGCUCCUAAAGGCCGACCUCGCCCAUUCCUUCAUCUGGAAAGCGAACCAGUUCUUACUCGUGCACACAUUCCACACUCGCUCCAUCAUCGAGUGCUACAUGUGGUACAUCACUUACAUGAACUGGGACGCUAUUUGGGCUUCGAUGCCCGCUGGUACUUUCUACCCUCUAUACCUACAGCUGGUGCUCGUCACGUUCAUCAUGACCCCGUACUGGACAUACAAAAAGACAGUCCAAAUGAUCAAUCCUGUCGAUUGGAACUUUGAGGAAAGCGCUGAUGCCAAAAGAAAGAAAGACAAGUCAGCAAAUGGACAUAUAAAGGCGAAUUAAACUUACGAUUCUAACUCUGCAAUACAUUUCAAGAGAUAAGAUCACUACAUUUGACUGUUGGAGUCAAGCGUAUGCUAUGUAUUGUCAUGUCAUGUAGUAUGUUUGGUAUCUAUGUCGUGUUUAACUCGCUCUUUGUAGACACGGCUUUACUCACAAGAAGAAUUACGUGUUUGUUAAAAUAUUGAACACUGUUUAAUAAACAAAACAAACAAUAUUUUAACAUUGUUGCAAUUAUAUAUUUAUUUUAUAUUGUAUAAGAUCACCCAUUAUCUAUUGUUUACAAUCACACACGAAAUUUAAUGAAUAUAAAUAGAUACAUAGAGUUCUUCUAUUCAAAUGAGGCUCUUGGAAAGGACCUAGGUACUAGGUGGAAAAAGUUUUGUUGUUUCAUUUCUUAUCAUAGGAUACGAUAUCUUUACUUGUAAAAAAUGUUUAUGAGGUUAUCUCAUGUCUUUGUGAAUAGCUCUGUCCAAAACCAAACUUUAAAUUUGCGUUUUGACACAUAUUAUUUGAUGAGAUUAAAUUUAUGUCGUUGGUGUUUUGCCCCGAUGACAAAUCGAGGAAACUUCAAUAUUGUUUAAAAUAUGUAUAUUAAAUUAUUAAUGCAUAACUUGCCAUAAAUUACUUGAAGAAAUGUGACACAUCAUUUAGUACAAUAUUUUUGUAAGUUGUAGCCCAUAAAAAGGUUAUACAAUAAGCAUUAUUUAUCUGUAUGCAAGACUCAUAUAUGUUAUCACGCGAGUACCAUAUUGUUUAUUUGUAUUCCUAGGUAAACCUUUUUACUCGCUAUUGCAAUAUAUGUUUAUUUUUUUUCAUUGUUUGUAUAUAUAAUACUCUAAAGUAGAUGCGUGCAAUAGAACAGUUGUAAGUGUAUAAUGUGACAAUGUUAAUAUUAGUACAAAAUAUUGUAUGAAAAAAAUCAUUAAAUCACUUUAAAUCAUAUCUGAUGUGCAAACAUGCUGUUUAACAUGCUGUUAAAUGCUUUACACACUCAACUUUGGAAAACUCCACUCUUAAAUAAAUGCUCUUAAAUAAA
This is a messenger RNA of Dreissena polymorpha, 2149 nucleotides long. RefSeq names its product protein CLN8-like. Lineage: Eukaryota; Metazoa; Mollusca; Bivalvia; Myida; Dreissenidae. The record is from RefSeq and is a predicted model, not a curated record. The coding region runs from base 268 to 1113 and encodes 281 amino acids. Gene Ontology annotation, cellular component: membrane; endoplasmic reticulum. Gene Ontology annotation, biological process: lipid homeostasis. The transcript has 2 exons.